GUUGAAAAUGUACCAGAAGCCAGUGAAGUGUUACAUGUGCCCUCACAUAGCCUAUGUAAAUGUGCAUUCAGUUGGUCUAUCACGCCUACUCUCACUGUUUUACAAAAUGGCAGGAAUGAGGAAACAUGAUAAGAUGAUACACACAUAUCCUGAAUUACUUUACCUGGCUUGACUUAGUCAACAUAUACUCUGGCUGGGUACUCUGGCUGGGUGUUCAUGAAAAGUGUCUGUGAAGCUGCUCUGAAGGACCCAUCCUUGACUUUGAGAAACGGUGAAUGUCUCCUGGCAGGCCAGCAAACCCUUCUUUUUCUGUGAGCUUUUCUUUUGGCAGUUUGCAAACUGAGUGCAUUACCACCACCAUCUGCUGGACUGAGGUGCAAUGGCAAGUGUACCCUGUAGCCUCGUUCUGGCCGCCGGGUGAACAAGGCGAAUAGUUGAUUUCACAUUAACCCAAUGAUGUUUGAUUCUUCCUGGAUGAAAUUGGAAGGUGGAGAUUUGUAAUGAAAUGGCUAUUGUGAGUUGAUUAUUUCUGCAUUGGUAAAGACUGUCACAUUGAUAGCCUAGCUGUCUUUUGUUUAUUUCGUUUUUGAAUAGUGGUGUGUUCUUCGCGCAGAUCACAACUGAAAGUCUUGAGAUUGUAAUCACCAGGUGAUGACAGCAAAUGAAACCAGAGGAGCAUUGCACAGGAGGAUCGUGCUGGUGGGGAAGACUGGAUCAGGAAAAAGUGCAACAGGAAACACCAUCCUGGGAAGAAAUGCUUUUGAAAGCAACGCUCUACCCAGUCACGUGACUGACGUGUGUGAGAAACACGACGGGGAGGUGGAGGGCAGAGACGUUGCCGUGAUCGACACGCCGGGAAUCUGUGACAGGAACAAGACGGAGGAGCAGAUGAGGAAACUGAUGGCCAACUGCAUCAAGCUGUCCCUCCCUGGACCACACGUGUUCCUGCUGGUGAUCAGACUGGGAGUGAGAUUCACAGAAGAGGAAGAAAAUGCUGUAAAGUGGGUCCAGGACAACUUUGGACAAGACGCGUCACGUUACACGAUUAUAUUGUUCACUCAUGUAGAUCAGCUGAAAGGUAUUACUGUGGAGGAUUGCUUAAAGCAUGAGAGUCUUAAUAGGAUUUACAAUAGCUGUGGAGGAAGGUAUCUGCCAUUCAACAACAGUGAUAGAAGUAACAGAGAACAGGUACAACAUCUUCUGGAGAAGAUUGACAACAUGCUUCAGGUAAAUGUAGGAGAGUUUUACACCAACAACAUGUACAAGGAGGCUCAGAGAAAGAUCAAAGAAGAGGAGGAGAGAAAGAGACAGGAGGAGGAGAGGAAAAAGGAGGAGGAGAGAAGGAGACAGGAGGAGGAGUGGAGACGGCAGGAAGAUAUACGAAAAGAGGAGGAGAAAAGGAGGUACGAAGAUGAAAGAAGACGAGAAGAAGACAGAAGGAGACAAGAGGAGGACAGAAGACGACAGGAGGAGGACAGAAAACGACAGGAGGAUGAAAGAAGAAGGGAUGAAGAGGAAAGAAGGAGAGAAGAAGAGGAAAGAAGGAGAGUGGAAGAACAGAGAAGAAUGCAGGACGAGAUCAGGAGACAACAGGGAAACUCGUGCUUCAGGAGAUGUUGUCCAUGCUUGUACGCAGAUCCAGAAAGAGAACUAUGACAUUGUGGCCUAUGGCAUACUAUGAGCAUCACAUUUAUUUUCAGCAUUAUUUUUUGUGAAUCACUUUGAAUGCGAUUAUAUGUUAUACUGCAUUUCAUGUCUCUGGAACAGAUUCAGAAAGGCUAUAGGUGACUGUUAUACUGCAUGUCUGUUUACUGUGCAACUAUGUAAACAUAUACAUUACUGAUGAAGUGGUAUUAUAUAAGGCCUAACAGCUAGAAAUGCCACAAUGCAUUAUAAAGCUUGUUUUACAUUUAUAAUGCCACCAUUAAUCUUGAAGUUGUUUUUUCUUCUUGUUAUUUUGUAACUGAUAAUACAUAUAAAUAGGUCACCUGCAGUAGAAAGAAAGCAAACAUUUGAGACCACACGAUUAGGGUUCCAUUUGAAAACAGAUACAACAGCGACACCUACUGGUCAAUUUGCCUUGAGGGUUUGAAAAAGACUUCAUGACCUGUCGUGCAACCGGCGUAAGGUGGCGCAAAGUGUCCUCCAAAGUGUGAGGGACAGAUGAUGACCUCUGCAGAGUGGCCGCUAUGUUGUAUCUAUCAUAACAUUUAUACCAUACCUGACAGGCAUCUGGAACAGUGAAAUGGGUAUUAUUACUCAGGAACGAACAAAACCAAGGCUGCCUAGAUAACAAUCUGGUCUUUAUACAGUAAAUGUGUUUAAACACACAGUGGUGACUGCAUACCAGACCAUUUCUAUUGGAUACUUACCGGUAGCUCCUUUACUGUCAGUGUUCAGCAGCAACAGAUCUCUAUCACUACCCACUGUCUCGUUUAUGUACAGAUCGCACAGAAACAAAUAACCAGUUACAGCUGUGCUGCAGCAUUGUAAGACUUCCAAACAAACAGUAAAGGGCAGUGAAAGGUCAUGUCUCUGGAAAUAGUUAUGCAUGGAGAAUUACAUACAUUGUACUUAAUUUAACCGCAC
Alosa sapidissima (American shad) is the source of this 2589-nucleotide messenger RNA. RefSeq names its product GTPase IMAP family member 7-like. Bases 652 to 1656 code for a protein of 334 amino acids. The transcript is spliced from 2 exons. Gene Ontology annotation, molecular function: GTP binding. The record is from RefSeq and is a predicted model, not a curated record. Lineage: Eukaryota; Metazoa; Chordata; Actinopteri; Clupeiformes; Clupeidae.